Molecule: messenger RNA, 1250 nt
Organism: Rhopalosiphum maidis (corn leaf aphid)
Lineage: Eukaryota; Metazoa; Arthropoda; Insecta; Hemiptera; Aphididae
Exons: 2
Coding region: 99-929 (276 amino acids)
Source: RefSeq, a predicted model, not a curated record
GUAUGUGUUGUUGAUGAAACGAAAAUAUUGUAUCAAGAGUUUUUAUAUUAGUGAGUAAAAAUAUUUAUAACAAAUUUAGGUACACCGGACUUGACAAGAUGAAAUUGAACACAUCACUUUUUAUGUGUUUAUUUUUUUCUGCUAUAGUUGCCAUUAAGGCAGCAAACGAUUACGAAGAAUACAAUGAAGAGUACGAAAACAACGAGAAUACUGUUAACGAGAUGCCCGAAGAGGAGUAUUCAUUAGCGGAGGAGGAGGAACAGGACGUCCAAGAAGGAGCCGACCACCCGCAGCAAGUGCCCCAAGAGGUCGAAUUUCAGUACAUACCCAGCAAGCGGGUGGAAGAGAUGGAGACUAAUCUGCCGAGUAGUGCUCAGGCGUUCAUCCCGGACGGCAAAGUGAAGGAGACCUUUAUCAACACGUUCAAUAGCGCGAUGGCCACGGAUUUGGCUAGAACCGGGUACAGCGAUGUCCAACGCCAGUGGCAGGAGCUUAUAAAUGGCCCGGAAGCGCCCCGAGUGAUCGGCACGUUCGGCCAGAACUUCAACAAAAUCUUCACGUCCCCCGAUGGCUCGGACAUGAUCAACAUGCUGGCCACCACGACGCACGUGCUGCUGUCUAAGUCCGGCGAGGAGAAGAUGAGCGCCGGGCUCGCUGACCUCGUUUCGUUGACGUACUCGCUGUUGACGUCCAACUUGAUGCCCGACAUCAUCAACAAGACCGGUGGGCUGGUCAUCACGGCCGUAAACAAACCCAGGGCCACGUUGUUCGUCAGGACGUACUGGGACGGGAUUAGGAGACUGUUUAGCGAGAGGAACCUCAACGAUAAAAUGAAUAAGUAUUUCACCAACAUAAUGUCCAUGAUGAAGUCUAUGAACGGAGUCAUGCAGGGCGGCAGGCAGCUGAGACGUAAACGCAGUUUCGCGUAAUAAUAAAAUGAUAUUAUAAUACAAUUAUAUUAUAUAAUACAUCAUUCACACGCAUGCAAUUAUUAUAUAGGUACGUUUACAAACGGUAUAUGCUUACUUACACACACACAUAUAUAUAUAGGUAUAUAUAAUUUUAAAUUUAUAAUACAGUGUGACAUAUACGUAUAUAUCAUCGUAUACACACACUGCAGUAAGUCAUUACCGUUUGUACUUUAUUGUUAUGUUAAUAAUAUGAAAUUAUAAUUAUUAUUAGUAUUAUUACUACUAUUAUUGUUAUAUGCUUUAUAAAAAAAAAAUAUAACAUAAGCUAUUUUACAUAUA